Rhipicephalus microplus (southern cattle tick) is the source of this 1626-nucleotide messenger RNA. RefSeq names its product Glycine C-acetyltransferase (gene Gcat). The record is from RefSeq and is a predicted model, not a curated record. NCBI's taxonomy places the organism in Eukaryota, Metazoa, Arthropoda, Arachnida, Ixodida, Ixodidae. Gene Ontology annotation, biological process: biosynthetic process; L-threonine catabolic process. Gene Ontology annotation, molecular function: pyridoxal phosphate binding; glycine C-acetyltransferase activity. Gene Ontology annotation, cellular component: mitochondrion.
CACCGCUGUAUGCAUUCCAGAGCGGCCAGUUAGGUGUUCUGUGGGCCAGUCCACUAAACAGUUACUGCGCUGUCUGCUGUCUCGUCAGUGCGUUUCGAAGCUCCCGCCGUUCAAGAUUAGAUCGAUAAGCAUGUUGUCUGCGGUUGUCAAACAAGGUGCUCUGACAACGACACAAGUUGUGGGCAGGCAUGCUGUGCGACGUGUCUCCAGUGGCUGGGCAGCCACACAGGCACUCCUGCAGGAACAGCUGGCCGACAUUCGUGAGGCUGGCACAUACAAGACGGAAAGGGUGCUCACGUCCCGCCAGGCGGCGUUGGUGCAUGUUGCAGGCUGGGACCGGCCAGUGCUCAACCUGUGCGCCAACAACUACCUGGGACUCUCGAGUCACCCAGAUGUGAUCGAGGCUGGCAAGAUGGCUCUUGACACCCAUGGUGCAGGGUUGAGCUCAGUGCGUUUCAUCUGUGGAACACAGGACAUUCACAAGGAACUGGAGCAAAAGAUUGCACGCUUCCACAACCGGGAGGAUGCCAUUCUGUACGCUAGCUGCUUUGAUGCCAAUGCGGGCAUCUUUGAGGUUCUCCUGAGCCCUGAGGACGCAGUGCUGUCGGAUGAGCUCAACCAUGCUUCCAUUAUUGAUGGAAUCCGUCUCUGCAAGGCGCAGAAGUACCGCUACAAGCAUCGAGACAUGAAUGACCUGGAGGAGAAGCUGCAGGACGCUGUUGGGAAAAGUCGCCAGCGGCUCAUCGCCACUGAUGGAGUCUUCAGCAUGGAUGGCAAUGUAGCUCCACUUAGGGACAUUUGUGACCUUGCUGACCGCUAUGAUGCCAUGGUGUUCGUCGAUGAGUGCCACGCCACGGGCUUCUUUGGCAGCAGUGGCAGGGGUACCGAGGAACACUUUGGUAUUUCUGGCCGUGUGGACAUCAUCAACUCUACUCUGGGCAAGGCACUAGGAGGCGCUGCAGGAGGCUACACUACGGGCCGCCGAGAUCUGGUGGACCUUCUUCGGCAGCGCUCACGGCCUUACCUCUUCUCCAACUCUCUGCCUCCACCUGUUGUGGCAUGCGCCUCAAAAGUGCUGGACAUCCUCCUGGCUAGUCCCAAGUUGGCACAGCAGGUGGCCUCGCUGACAAAGCACUUUCGUUUGCGCAUGACAUCUGCUGGCUUCACUAUCUCUGGUGACGACCACCCCAUCUGCCCUGUGAUGCUGGGUGAUGCACGUCUGGCAGCUGAUUUUGCUGAUGGCAUGCUGGAGCAAGGCGUGUAUGUGAUUGGCUUCAGCUACCCAGUGGUACCCAAAGGCAAGGCUCGCAUUCGAGUGCAGAUCUCGGCAGCACAUUCCAUGGAGGACAUAGACCGCACUGUGGAUGCCUUCAUCACAGUAGGCAAGAAGUUCGGAGUGGUUCCGUAGUACCCAGAUCUCAGCCCAUUACAAGGAAUAUCGAUUGGCUUGAGCUUUAUCUGCAUCACCGUCCACCAAAGGUCGCUUUUGUAUGGUUUUGGGUUUAGGACUACUGAAAACGGCCUUCUAAUCUGUCGGCAGACCCAGAACUGCUUGGAUACACUAUUGCUUUUCACAUUUUUUAUUACCAACUGUGCUGGGUUCAAAUAUACGUAGUUUUAACAUUA